AUGGUCAAUUUUGUCUAUCCGGAAGAGCUUACUUAUUUUGUUGAAAGCAUACGUCCGUUUCAUAUAAUCGAUAUUGGUUCGCCAAAAUGGUUCGAUGUCCAUGAAAUGAUUAUAAAAUUAAGUCAACAAGCUACUUUGGAAGCUGUGGAGCAUCGUGAAGAGGAGGUUAAAGAAAUGUUAAUUACUACGGAUAAAUUGAAAAUAUUGAUACACGAAGCGUUUUGCGUCUUUUUGUGGAAGACUCGAGUGCUACCCCAUUUGCUCGACAUUGAUCCCAAUCCGGAGGCGACUUUUGUUAUAUAUACGGUUCUGUACCAUGAAGGAGCAGUAAUGUCUUUAUUGGACGUAGCAUUAUAUCAUGAGAGUGGUUGCCAAGCCUUACAAGAUUCUGCUUUAGAUUUGGUAGAUUAUUGUGCUCAAGCAGUAGCACAGGUGAUUGGUCUGGUAAGCAUGGGGCAUCAUGAAAAUGAAACCAAUUUAGACGUAGAUGCAUCAAUACUCUCCGAGCUCGAGAGGCAAAAGAGGGAUCUCAUCUAUAAAAUUGGUUUGCGGUGCAUUUCAAUAUUAAACUAUUUAGCUGAUAACGUGAAUGCUUUGCCAUUGAAUGCGAGCCGACGAUUGGUAGUAACACAUGAUGUCCCUUGGCUAAUGGCUGAUUUACUCAACUUUCGACCGUGGCAGAGACGAACCAAGAAGGGAUUAGAGAAAUAUAUUGACGAUAAAUGGAUUGUUGUCAAGGGAGAGGAGGCAAGUAAAGUUAUUAAGCAUGAGGCGCAGGCUUGGUUUUGCAUGCGUCAAAUACUAUUCAAUAACAAACUAAUGCAGAAUUAUGAAAUCAACGAAGAAAGACGUAAACGCCUAGCCGCGUGUCAAUGCCUUCUCCACGAAUGUCUGUUGGAUCAAUUACCUCCGCUUAUUGAGCUUAAACAAUUGCUAUGCAAUUUAUCAUUGUCAAGUGGCAGUGGCGGCAGUGCCAGAAACAAUUUGUUCUUAGAAGAAGUACCUGAAAUUCGGGAACGGCUUAUAGGCGAGACUGAAAAAUCCGGUGGAUUUAUAGAAAUUGCUAAGCAACAAGAAAAUAUAUUUUUGUGUAAAGAUAAACAGAAAAUUUCUGAUAUCGCUCAACGUUUAAAUGCAGCCUACAACACGGAUUUACUGGCCGAAUUAGAGCAGAAAGUCGAGGAAACUGAAAAAGAAUCUGCCGUCGAUCACGAUGACGGAGACAAAAGUGAUGGAGUUAAAAAUCAUAAAUGUGGCAAUUGUUUAGCUGAUGCUGAAAAGAAAUGCUCUCAAUGCAAAUCCAUUUAUUACUGCUCCAGGAAAUGUCAAUUGGAUGAUUGGCCGAAUCAUAAAAGGAAUUGUGUAAAAGUUUAAAAAACUUGGACUGGUCCAAUUUCAAGAACUAUUUUGGUAAAAACGGCAUAACAAACUAACUCGAUAUAUGCCAAACUUCACGCUUUCGUUUAAAUGAUUAUUAAAUUUUUUGAGUGACUUGUUCCAUAAAAAUUCGAGAACCUGUUGAUUAUAAUAGGGUCUUGUAAUUUAAGAAGUUUCAAUCCAAAUUUGCACUGCACUU
This is a messenger RNA of Glossina fuscipes, 1576 nucleotides long. RefSeq names its product zinc finger MYND domain-containing protein 10 homolog (gene Zmynd10). The record is from RefSeq and is a predicted model, not a curated record. Gene Ontology annotation, cellular component: centriolar satellite; cytoplasm. NCBI's taxonomy places the organism in Eukaryota, Metazoa, Arthropoda, Insecta, Diptera, Glossinidae. The coding region runs from base 1 to 1374 and encodes 457 amino acids. The transcript is spliced from 5 exons. Gene Ontology annotation, biological process: motile cilium assembly; inner dynein arm assembly; outer dynein arm assembly.